GUACAGUGGAUCGUGUUGGCUUCGAUUUACCAACCGGAAAGUGACCGCGGUCUUUUUAUCAAUGAACUUUUUCUUUCCCUGUAAGUAUGGCCGUAAAGAACAGGGUGUAGGUUAUGGUUGUUUUGUUAGCAAAACAUGGUACACUGAAUAACUAAAUUACAUUACUUACCAUUGUUUAUGAGAAAUGUGUACACUUAUUACCACCGAUUUCCGUAUCUGGUCAGAAAACAAUGCAAAAAAUCAAGUUUUCUAUCGCGCAGAAAGAAAACUCGUGUGAACAUGCCAGGUGCUUCGAGGCAAAAGAAUAAAACGUCAAACUGUUCGACGAAAAGUCAGAGGCUCUGCAGUAAAAAAAAAAUACAAUAACAUAAACACACACGAAGGAAGGUGCGUCUUGCGAAAUUAAUAUUUAUCACUGACUGUUCAAAAUGGGAGGAUGGGCGUUGGAAAUUGGGAAAAUGGCACUCUACAUGACCUUCCCGGUGGCAAUGUUCCACUGGUUCAAUCAGCCGCAAUAUUUCGAGAAAUGGGUAACCGAUACUAGGCGGCAGCUGUAUCCGCCGGAAAACCCUGAGCACCGUGCCGAUAUUGAAAAAUGUAUCCGUAAAGUACGAGAGCGCCAUGAUCAGGAACUGAUGAAAGCGUUGGAGGAGAUGGAGCAAAAGGAAAAUAAGUAAUCGGCGGAGAUACAUUCGCUCAUCGCAAUGUACAUAAUUUGUUUUUGUUUAGUGUAAAACCGAAGUUGGUAGGAAAAUAUAUAAAAUGCUCUGUUGCUGAACGUUUUUGAACG
Molecule: messenger RNA, 790 nt
Organism: Anopheles moucheti
Lineage: Eukaryota; Metazoa; Arthropoda; Insecta; Diptera; Culicidae
Product: protein PET100 homolog, mitochondrial
Exons: 2
Coding region: 429-677 (82 amino acids)
Biological process (GO): mitochondrial respiratory chain complex IV assembly
Cellular component (GO): mitochondrial inner membrane; mitochondrion
Source: RefSeq, a predicted model, not a curated record